Molecule: messenger RNA, 3377 nt
Organism: Sapajus apella (tufted capuchin)
Lineage: Eukaryota; Metazoa; Chordata; Mammalia; Primates; Cebidae
Gene: SCNN1B
Product: sodium channel epithelial 1 subunit beta
Exons: 13
Coding region: 973-2895 (640 amino acids)
Biological process (GO): sodium ion transmembrane transport
Cellular component (GO): membrane
Molecular function (GO): ligand-gated sodium channel activity
Source: RefSeq, a predicted model, not a curated record
ACAAAAAUUCCCAAAACCAAACAUUUUGAGAAUGGCUACAUUAGGACAAUCUGUGGCAAAAUAUACAGGAAAUGAAGUGUUAAGGAUAUUGGUAAGAAAGUGGCUGAAAUGAUAGUCCUGGAACCUUGAAUUGUGAAGAGAGAAGGAAGGGAAAAUUUGAGGACAUCACAAGGCCCGCCAGUGCCCUGAGGCUGGAGCUCAGGUAUAGCGGGCACUCCAGAGGGAGCCAGAGGUCCCAAACUCCGGGUGGACUGUUUGAAUUUCCAAUGCAAAGAUCGGACCUAUCGGGGAUGAUUGAGGUCUGAGAUUGACCUUGGAGGAGGUGGAAGAGGCAGCGGGAAGAACUUUCCUGGAAAAGGGGACUGCACAGGUCCCCCUAAAAUCACCAACUGGCCCAGAGGACGUUUUGCCUGCCACGGUGUGGACGUGAUGGGGGCGCGACUGUAUAGGUGAGCCCGAUGCUAAGCCAAGGUAAGCGGGACAGGUACACGCGUGGGAUGGGACGGAGUGUUCGUAUAUGUGGCAUGUGAUAUGUACUGAGGGGACGUGGGGGACACUCGGAUGAGGGGUCUUUGGACAUAUUCGUGGCGCAUGUGGAUAUCGCUGGUGUCCGGAAAAGCGGAGAGAGAAUGCGGAGCGUGGAGCGUGUGCGUGCGGGAGGCGUCCGGUGUCCCUGCACCUGGCGUGUGGGGGCUGGAGCUAUGGGCAGCCGAGGGAAGUGGCCGGAGGAGCCGGGACCGUGCGGGUGGCCGGGCCGGUGGCGCCCGGUAAGCUCCGCCCGCGGGCGCUCCCGGGGCUUCCCCGCCCCUGAGCCUGCUCCCUCCCCCUCGGUCUCGCCGCGCUCGCCCGGUGUCCCAGUGUCACCACCACUCGGCCGCCGCCGCCGCCUGCCCAGCGCGCACCGCCGCCUCAGCCACCGCCGACAGCGCGCAUCCUCCGUGUCCCAGCUCCACCGCUCGAUCAGGUACCACCAUGCAUGUGAAGAAAUACCUGCUGAAGUGCCUGCACCGGCUGCAGAAGGGCCCUGGCUACACGUACAAGGAGCUGCUGGUGUGGUACUGUGACAACACUAACACUCACGGCCCCAAGCGCAUCAUCUGCGAGGGGCCCAAGAAGAAGGCCGUGUGGUUCCUGAUCACCCUGCUCUUUGCCGCCCUCGUCUGCUGGCAGUGGAGCAUCUUCAUCAAGACUUACCUGAGCUGGGAGGUCAGUGUGUCCCUCUCCGUAGGCUUCAAGACCAUGGACUUCCCUGCCGUCACCAUCUGCAAUGCCAGUCCCUUCAAGUAUUCCAAAGUCAAGCAUUUGCUGAAGGACCUGGAUGAGCUGAUGGAAGCUGUCCUGGAGAGCAUCCUAGCUCCUGAGCUGGGCCAUGCCAAUGCCACCAGGGCCCUGAACUCCUCCAUCUGGAACCACACACCACUGGUCCUUAUUGAUGAGCGGAACCACCACCACCCCGUGGUCCUUGACCUCUUUGGAGAUAGACACAAUGGCUCGUCAAACAGCUCAGCAUCAGAAAAGAUCUGUAAUGCCCAGGGGUGCAAAAUGGCCAUGAGACUAUGUAGCCUCAACGGGACCCAGUGCACCUUCCGGAACUUCACCAGCGCCACCCAGGCAGUGACAGAGUGGUACAUCCUGCAGGCCACCAACAUCUUUGCACAGGUGCCGCAGCAGGAGCUGGUGGAGAUGAGCUAUCCCGGCGAGCAGAUGAUCCUGGCCUGCCUCUUCGGAGCUGAGCCCUGCAACUACCGGAACUUCACACCCAUCUUCUACCCUCAUUAUGGUAACUGCUACAUCUUCAACUGGGGCAUGACAGAGAAGGCACUUCCUUCGGCCAACCCUGGAACUGAAUUCGGCCUGAAGCUGAUCCUGGACAUAGGCCAGGAAGACUAUGUCCCCUUCCUCACAUCCACGGCUGGGGUCAGGCUGAUGCUUCACGAGCAGAGGUCGUACCCCUUCAUCAGAGACGAGGGCAUCUACGCCAUGUCGGGGACGGAGACAUCCAUCGGGGUACUUGUGGACAAGCUGCAGCGCAUGGGAGAGCCCUACAGCCAGUGCACCGUGAACGGCUCCGAGGUCCCCAUCCCAAACUUCUACAGUGACUACAACACGACCUACUCCAUCCAGGCCUGCCUUCGCUCCUGCUUCCAAGACCACAUGAUCCGUAACUGCAACUGUGGCCACUACCUGUACCCGCUGCCCCGUGGGGAGAAGUACUGCAACAACAGGGACUUCCCAGACUGGGCCCAUUGCUACUCAGGUCUGCAGAUGAGCGUGGCACAGAGAGAGACCUGCAUCCGCAUGUGCAAGGAGUCCUGCAAUGACACCCAGUACAAGAUGACCAUCUCCAUGGCCGACUGGCCGUCUGAGGCCUCCGAGGACUGGAUUUUCCACGUCUUGUCUCAGGAGCGGGACCAAAGCACCAAUAUCACCCUGAGCAGGAAGGGAAUUGUCAAGCUCAACAUCUACUUCCAAGAAUUUAACUAUCGCACCAUUGAAGAAUCAGCAGCCAAUAACAUCGUCUGGCUGCUCUCGAAUCUGGGCGGCCAGUUUGGCUUCUGGAUGGGGGGCUCUGUGCUGUGCCUCAUCGAGUUUGGGGAGAUCAUCAUCGACUUUGUGUGGAUUACCAUCAUCAAGCUGGUGGCCUUGGCCAAGAGCCUACGGCAGCGGCGAGCCCAAGCCAACUACUCCGGCCCACCGCCCACCGUGGCCGAGCUGGUGGGGGCCCACACCAACUUCAGUUUCCAGCCUGACAUGGCGCCCCACAGCCCCAACACUGGGCCCUACCCCAAUGAGCAGGCUCUGCCCAUUCCGGGCACCCCGCCCCCCAACUACGACUCCCUGCGUCUGCAGCCACUGGAUGUCAUCGAGUCCGAAAGUGAUGGCGAUGCCAUCUAACCCUGCCCCUGCCUACCCCGGUGGCUUGAACUCACUGAGCAGCCAAGACUGUUGCCCGAGGCCUCAUUGGAUGGUGCUCUCUCCAAAGGGUCAAGAAGGUAGCUGUCCAAGCCAGAGCCUGUGUCCUUCAACAGAGAGGCCUCUUCCUGGCCAAGGGCUCCAUAGGGUCAUGGUGCUGGUAGACGAUGCAGGAACUAAUUGUGUCUUCACGUGGUUCCUGCCCUCAUCCCUGACUAUCCUGAUCCUGGCGGGGGUCUGGAGAACCCCUGGAACACCCUCUCCUGAUGGCAGACAACUUCCUUCCCAGUGCCAGUCUCUGACCUCCCCAGAGAGGAACAGGCAGGUGGCCAUGUGGUCUUCACCUUCCUGGCCUCGGCUGGCCCCUGGGACAGGGGUGGUGGAGGGAUGGAAGGGCAUCAGGUGCGGGGCCCUGCCAGGUGACACUUGAUUUACUCUAGGAAAUAAAAGUAGAAAAUACUGAG